CUUCCAGCGGUGACAGACCCUGCGGGGAGGGGACGCGCCGUUAGAAGGAGCGGCCAGCGGGCCGGGCCCCCUCCCGCCCCUCCUCCCGCACCCACCGGGAGAUGCGGAUCCGGUCCCGCACGGGCAGGUUACGAACCCCCGCGACUUCACUAGCAACCCGGCAGCCUGCAGCCGAGAGUCGCAGCGCCCCGGGUUGGGGGCGUGUCUUCCGGGCGCGCACUUCCGCUUCCGGUUACCAGAGACGUCUUUAAUUCGGUCUCUGCGCUCCGCCGUCGCGGUUGUGUUUUCGGCAGGUUCCAGGCGAUUCGAGCACGGAACAGAAUGAUCGAGGUUGUGUGUAACGACCGUCUGGGCAAAAAAGUCCGUGUUAAGUGCAACACCGAUGACACCAUCGGCGAUCUCAAGAAGCUGAUUGCGGCCCAGACGGGAACCCGUUGGAACAAGAUCGUGUUGAAGAAGUGGUACACGAUUUUCAAGGACCACGUGUCUCUGGGGGACUAUGAAAUCCAUGAUGGCAUGAACUUGGAGCUUUAUUAUCAGUAGAGCAGAAUCACCCGCCCCCCUCCUUACCUCCCACUUGCCUUUUCCUGCCACCCUGACCCCCCUCACUGGUAUGGCCGCCUGGCCUCCUGUUUUUAAAAAGAAAAACCCAUGGUAAUAAAAAAUGCAAAAGUUUC
This is a messenger RNA of Sorex araneus (European shrew), 677 nucleotides long. RefSeq names its product ubiquitin like 5 (gene UBL5). The record is from RefSeq and is a predicted model, not a curated record. The coding region runs from base 322 to 543 and encodes 73 amino acids. Lineage: Eukaryota; Metazoa; Chordata; Mammalia; Eulipotyphla; Soricidae. The transcript has 6 exons. Gene Ontology annotation, cellular component: nucleus; cytoplasm. Gene Ontology annotation, molecular function: protein tag activity; protein binding. Gene Ontology annotation, biological process: protein modification process; mRNA splicing, via spliceosome.